CCCUGAUACAGAUAUAACCGUCGUCUUGUCAUUAUCAAAAAUUGCAAUGAUUUCAUCCUAACAUACUGUCUAAGUAGCAUAUCUUCCAUUUUUUAGCCGCUCAAAUGGCCUCCCCCAGGGCAACGAAUCUACCGACGCAAGAUGACAUCGAUACAAAAUCUAUAGUGUCUAUGCAGGAAUUGGACCCAUCCCCGGUGGAUGAGACUUUCCCGGAUAUAUCUUCUGAAGACUACACAAGCAAAUAUGAACCUCCGUCGGGGCGUCAGAAUCUCGGAUGGUCAUUAGGUCUGCGCGGUCAGAACUGGGAUUCAUGGUUGUCUGCACUCCAGAGGUACUCGACAUACCCUCCUAUCUUCUUCGCUGCGCUACAUUUCACAAACACCUCGCUCAUUCCCAUAGCGACUCGGUCUGUUCCCGAAAGCGAUAACUACCUUCUUCUCACAAGGCCGAUCUAUCAAUCUCCCUCGCUUGAAAAUUUCAUCUUGACUAUUCCUAUCCUAACACAUAUUGCAUCCGGGAUUGCUCUCCGCAAUAUUCGCUCUUCACGUCGUGCGCGUCUCUAUGGCGCCGAGACACGAGACCAAAGAUAUGCGCUCAGUUUCUGGCCCCGAAUGAGCUUACAAGCACGCUUAGGGUAUGUGUUUGCCCCGCUGCUUGCUACUCAUGUCCUUGUCAAUCGUGUCGUGCCGGUGAUGGUUGAUGGAGGAAGCUCAAGCAUCAGUUUGGGCUUUGUCGCCCACGGAAUAGCACGGAGCCGUGUUUUUUGGGUCACAUACUACCAUAUUUUUGUCUUUGUCGGGGUUUACCAUAUUCUCGGGGGUUUGGCGUCGUUGAUGGGCUGGAGGAUCACCACUGCUCGGAAAACUCGAGGUAGCAGAAAGGGCGUAUUAGAAGGUGAUCUUGGACACACGGAAAGCGAUCAGCAUAUCAGGAGACGAAAGAAAAUGUGGUGGAAUUUUAACAAGAUCGCUACACUGGGAGCCUGCAUCUGGCUUGCUGGCGCACUGUGGAUUGUUGGAAACGGUGGAGAGGGUUUGGGAUGGGAGGCGAAACGCUGGAAUGAGAUAUAUAGCCAGGUGCCUAUCAUUGGAAACUGGCUGUAG
Molecule: messenger RNA, 1103 nt
Organism: Aspergillus nidulans FGSC A4
Lineage: Eukaryota; Fungi; Ascomycota; Eurotiomycetes; Eurotiales; Aspergillaceae
Product: MCP1 family protein
Exons: 2
Coding region: 105-1103 (332 amino acids)
Biological process (GO): lipid homeostasis
Cellular component (GO): membrane; mitochondrial membrane
Source: RefSeq, a predicted model, not a curated record